UGCACAUCAACACGUUCCCACCUGAUCUGUCCUUCAUUCUCUGCAACAGCAAAACAAAGAAAAAGAAAAAAAACAGAGAAAAGAAGCUCCUAGUUCUUUCAUAAAUUCACAGGACAAUCGCCACAUAAUUUCAGCAUGCACAUACAUCCAUUUCAUAUUCGUCUUCACUUUGCUCCCACACGUCAAGAUCAAGUGGUAUGCGGUGCCUCGAAGGUUAGCAUAUAUGUGGAUGCAAUAGACACUAGUCACCUUGCAUGUCAUCUCAUAGACAAGUGUACCUUGCAUGCAGAGUCCUCACCUUGUAUAAAUACCUCGGCAGUCUUUGCUAUUCUUCCCACAGACUCACUCGAAAGCAAUAACAACCAUGGCGAUACUCAGAGCUUUAUUCAUUUGCUCUCUCUUCCUUGCUACAAUCUCAUUCUCUCUUGCUGAUGGAGAAGGCGACUACCUUAGCUAUGAGGAUGACCCUCAACAGCAGUUACGGCAAUGCCAGCAGUACUGCCAGCAGCAUAUGCCGCGCGGAUGGGAACAGCAGCAAUGCCAGCAAGAAUGCCGAGACCAGAUGAUGGAGCAGCAAGGAGGCCGCGGCGGACGAGGAGGACAACAAGGUGAACAGAGAUACGAGCAGUGCCUGCGGAGGUGCGACCAACAGCAACCCUUCCGUGGACAAGGGAUUCAACAAUGUCGUCAACAAUGCGGGCAGCAAUUGAGCCACCAAGAGCGCCAACAAAUAUGCCAGCAGCGUUGUCAGAGGCAACAAAGAGGCGAUAGGCAACAGCAACAACAGUGCCAAUCAAGGUGCCAGCAGCAAUUGCAGCAAGGAAGAGAAAUCGAACAGAACAUGAUUAACCCAACUAGAGAUCCUGAACAACGAUUUGAGCAAUGCCAGCAGAGCUGUCAAUCUAGGCAACGUGGUGGCCAGCAACAACAACAAUGCCGUCAACAGUGUGCACAACAAUUGAGCCAAUACGAGCGUCAGCAGAUAUGCCAGCAGCGUUGCCAGAGGCAACAAGGUGGGGAUUGGCAACAACAACAGCAGUGCCAAAGAAGGUGCGAGCAACAACUACAACAAGGAGAAGAAUACGUAGACUUGUACUCAAGAGAUCCCGAGAAAGGAUUUGAGCAAUGCCAGCAAAGGUGCCAGUCCCGGCAACAAGGCCAACAACAAUGCCGUCAACAAUGCGCACGUCAGAUGUGCCAGCAGCGCUGCCAGAGGCAACAAGGUGGGGAUUGGCAACAAAAACAGCAAUGUCAAAGAAGGUGCGAGCAACAACUUCAGCAAGGAGAAGAAUACGUGGACUUGUAUUCACGAGAUCCCGAGCAGAAAUUUGAGCAAUGCCAACAAAGCUGCCAAUCCAGACAACAAGGACAAGGCCAGCAACAACAAUGCCGUCAACAGUGCGCACAACAACUUAGCCACAAGGAGCGUCAGCAGAUGUGCCAGCAUCGUUGCCAGAGACAGCAAGGUGGGGAUUGGCAACAACAACAGCAGUGCCAAAGAAGGUGCGAGCAACAACUACAAGGUCAACAGGGUAGAAGCUUUGUAGGCUUAUCAUCAAUUUUGGACUUUGUAGGCUUUUAACUUCUAAGCAGUACCAGUACCAGAGAGAGGUUAAUGUACGUCUUAUGAAUAAUGAUGUAAUAAAAUCUAUGUAGUAUGAAGAUCCGUGGUGCUAGCUAUGGGCAGUGCUAGAGUACUUUUGAAGUUAUUUCUCAUGUAGAGUGAGUUUUAAUUUUGGGUCUAUAGAAAGAACUCUAGCUUUUUGCCAUAUAAUCAAUAAACAAUAUUUCAUACGUAUUCGAUUC
Fragaria vesca subsp. vesca is the source of this 1806-nucleotide messenger RNA. RefSeq lists its product as uncharacterized. The record is from RefSeq and is a predicted model, not a curated record. Bases 365 to 1582 code for a protein of 405 amino acids. Lineage: Eukaryota; Viridiplantae; Streptophyta; Magnoliopsida; Rosales; Rosaceae. The transcript is spliced from 2 exons.